GCCGCCUCCGGGGGUUUCCCUUCUUCGUACCCGUCGCGCACCCGUCAAGCAACCCCGCGUUAUUCGACGGCUCAGUUGUCCAACGCCGCGACGACGACACGGUUGCGCCACGACGGCGGACACACACGGGCUGCUCUUACUGGGACCAUUUCCCGACAUCCUAUCUAUACCGUUUUCGUCACACAUCACGCUUCUUCUCAUUCACGAAGUCGCGGCCGGGUCUGUUAACUGAAGAACGAGUUCUUUGCGCGUGUUCCGUCAACGCACACCGACAAAAUGCGAUACUCGGAAAUUAUUCUGUGACUCGAAAAGACCUAAGAACUUGAUUUAAUCGUUUGUUAUAUCAACUGCCGACGGUGGACUAUAUCUUCGUGUAUGGAUAGUAGUAGGCGCAAUAAAAGCGUCCAGAAUAAUAGAAAUGUAUACGAGACACGUAUUCUGUCGAGGAGGCUGAUAAUUCUACCGGAGGAAUUCUGUCGAAAGUCUUGAAGCAACAUCGAUCACUUCCCGAUCAUUCUGUUUAUACGUUUUCCCAAAAUCAAUAGUCAUCAGGCUUUGGUGCGUUAGUAUCAUUCUAGUUGGGCCUGAAAAAUCAAGUUUCGUCAGAAUUGUUCUUCAGAUUAAUCUUGUCUCGAAGAAAGCAACAAUUCUGCAAAGAAUAGACGAACUUGCUCAAGCUUGCUUGUGCUUUCACGAGUGAACUAGACGCGAUAUUCUCAGCGUGUGUUGUUUAGUGUUCAUACUGUUCUAUAUGCCAAAAGAGAGACGCAGUUUCAAGUUAAAUUAGAAUUAGAAAAGAUUCGCGCGUGUACGCGCAACGGAACAGUGUCGCAACAAGCAACAAACAGAGCAAUCUGUACCUGAUCACAACGAAAACAUUCAUUCCAUCGAAGUGAAGGAUAGAGGAACAAGUAAAAGUCAUAGAUCGUGCGAUUUGAGCGAGAGUAAGUAGGACUCGGCGUUUCGUUUGACAGAAGUGUAUCAUCUAUCUUGCCGACGGUUAUCAAAUGUCGAAUGAGAAAAAUUGUUUGCUAACGACAUCCUUCAUUUUUUACAACGAAGUUAAAUAGAAUCAUAUUCUGUCGUCAUUGAGCACGCUAAUAUAUGUUGCAAAUAUUUAUUAUGGAAUUUUAGUUCUCAUAGACAUAUAUAUACACACACAUGUAGAAAAAAAGCUAUUUAAAAGCUUGUUAGAGAUGCUUGGGCUUCUUCGUGGCAAUUGCAUACAAUGUGAUUGUAAAUCUAUCUAAUGUUAAACGGCCUUACAACAAAGACAUAAAAUUCCGAAAAAGCAUGCACGUAUGGAAAUAAUCGCCGGAAGCAGAGUGAUGUCAAGGCCUAUCAGAUUUGAUAAUGCUACUUCGUUAAUACCGGCAAUUUUGGAAAACGGAAAAAUUACCCUGAGAAUGAUAAUGAUACUAGUCUUGUAACCCAGAUUAGAAAAUUUGUAUUGUUUUUUGCUGGUUUCUGUGUUUAAAUUUGAGAAUUCCAGUUAAAUAUCCAAGAAAUGUGCAACGAUUCUUUUUGAUUGAGUUCCUAUAAACGUCGGAAGAAGAAUCUUCCGAGGAAACAGAACAACGAUCAAUCUGGAAGACCUAAUCGCGCGCUUCGUGUAAUUUAAACAAUUAAAAUACACGGUUGAUAAGUCGACUAUAGUUAAGUUCCCCGAAUGUCCUCUGACAUUAGCUGGUGGCUCUAUACGCGGCUCAAUAUUUGCCUGCAGCACCUUUACAUGCCCCAUUGUCAAACUUGUGGAUCAAAGAUCAAUGGUCACUUGGUUCUUGUGAAUACGCGAUUGAGUAUGUCGCUCUGAGUUUGUGCGAUCCCCGUUUAAAAGGACACGAAGAUGCCGCAGCAGCAGCAGCGAUCGGCUUUCGCGAUUCAGGAGCUGUUAGGUUUGGAUGGUACCGGAAACAGAAGUGGUACCGAUCGCGGCUCCCCGCAGGGCUCGCCACCCGCCGGAGUUUCGGCUGUUUCCUAUGCCCCGGCUGCGCCUCAUCACUCGAAAUUAUGGGAAUACAUGCCCAGCCUAAAUCAUUUAGGCAAUUUGGGGAAUCUGGGAAAUCUAGGGAAUCUGGGCAAUCUUACGGCUUCAAGGAUGGCCUAUCUGAAUGCGCAGGCGGCCGUGGCAGCCGCUUUUCUACCGCCACCCCAUCCCCACCCAGCCCACCAUGUACCGCAUCAUCAGGUACAUCAAUCAAGCCAACUUCCGGCUUCGCCGCCCGGCGUCAACCUGCAUCCUGUGGCACACGCGCAGCAUGUACUUCCUGGUACGGCUGUUACCACGAAUCAUCAUCAACAUAGCCCGACUCAACACACCCCACCUCAUGGAUUUUCGCAAUCGAAAGGGUCAUUCUCCAAUACGAGUCCAGGUGUUGGACACAACAUAGAAUCAGGGAAAGAUUUCACGGUAGAUGGACUCUCAGGUUUUAGUAAAAAAAAGAAGAAGAAACGUCGUCAUAGGACGAUCUUCACGUCACAGCAGCUGGAGGCGCUGGAGGCAGCUUUCAAGGAAGCCCAUUAUCCUGACGUCUACGCCCGCGAAAUGCUAAGCCUGAGGACUGAUCUACCCGAAGACAGGAUACAGGUUUGGUUUCAAAAUCGGAGAGCAAAAUGGCGCAAGACAGAGAAAUGUUGGGGCAGAAGUACCAUAAUGGCAGAAUAUGGUCUAUAUGGAGCGAUGGUCCGACAUUCCUUACCACUUCCGGAAACGAUUUUAAGAAGUGCCAAGGAAAAUGAAUCCGUUGCACCAUGGUUAUUAGCUCAAUCAUCUAAGACAAGCAGCUUUAACCAAGAUUUCGAAUAUAAUCAAGAACUGAUUGACUGUGGACCUGUAGGGAUGCAUCGGAAAUCGCUCGAGGCAGCAGAGCAUCUCAAAUCUGGCGGAGAGGACAGCGGCAAUGAUCAAAACGGAAGCGGAAGCAGUCCCCAUCAUAAUCACCAUCAAGGAGGACCAACCAGUUCGGAGAGUGGACAGGAGAGUCAGGAUGGUAUGGGACCUUCGUCAUCUACUAGUGUCGUGCAGGAUACGGAACAACUCAGAAACGAAAGUAUUGCCUGCUUGAGGGCGAAAGCACAGCAGCAUCAAUUGCAAUUGAGUCUGCAACCAACAUCAACGCCUCCAAGUGGAUCGUAUCCGUCGGCACCGCAGUCAAGCACGCUACAUACUUCUGUUUAAUCGCGAAAAUACAAACUCUUUUUCUGAUAGUUCCGUGUCCGAUAUUUUUGCUGAUGAUGCGGAAUCCUGUCCUGCCUGGAGGACUGUCGUAGAUGAAUCGGCAACACCGAUUUCAAAAUCAGUGAUAUUUUUUUAAUGAAUAUCUCGGCGAAGAUCGGUCCUCUCGAAAUAUAUAAGAAUCUUUCUGAGAUCACUUCUAUGAUUAAUAUCGCAGCCAGACUGCAACAAUGACGUCGAUUGAACAAAUUUCUCAUGGUGAAAGAUCUCGGAUUGUUCCGUCACGAUUCUAAUGUUCUACGUUCCUCGCGUCAUCAUUCAAGCACAGUUCUAAAUUUUUGUGACUGCAAUUAAUUGCGAUGCAGUGUUAAUCGUAAAGCUCGAAGAUACCCACGAGAUAUAUAUGUAUAAUAUAUAUAUAUAAUAUAUAUAUAUAUAUAUAUAUAUAUAUAUAUUAUAUAUAUUAUUAUAUAAUUACAACGAAGCGUGAUAAACCGACAAAUUGAGCGCCUGAUUUGCUUUAUACAAGUUUGCAUGUCUCGCGCAGCAAUCAAGCAGACCUAUAGAUCGAUACGGAUUUACAUAAUCCUCCGCAACGACUUGACGUACAAUGACGAAAGUGGUGUCUCCAUGUUGUGUUUUGAAAAAAGAAACAAAAUGAGAUUGGAAAAUACCGCGGAAUAAACAAUGAAAUUAAUUAUUAAGCUUAAAUCUCAUCAACGAAAUAAUAGCCUACUGAUGAUCUGUAUAACAAUAAACAAUAAAAGAUUAUCGAUCAGGGAAUCCUGUCGUUGACGAAUGCAAGAACGAAUACUUAUAAAGAAAGAUUUUUCCGGAAAAAAGUCGACGAUGAACAAGGCUUAAUUAAUCAGUCCGGUCGAUUAAUUUAAUGGACUGGCAGAUCGAGAGCAAACGGAACUACCUAAUUAGAGUAUAAUUGCUUUUAAUAGCACGAUUGUGUGUCUGUACGCAUGUGUUUUGUGUGUGAGCGUAUGCGUGUGUGCGCAGGUGUAAAUGCGUGCGCACCUGUAUGCAUGUGUGUAUAUGCGAAAAAAAAGAAAUCGAAUGAAGAGUGUGAGAAACUUGAAGAUUUUUUGUCUUCAGAAUAUUAACCUGCAACGAAUGUUGAACAACGCAAAGCAUAAAAAAUAAAAGCAUAAAAGAAAGAAAAAGAAAUUGUGGAAUGCAUUGCAAGAUUACAAAAUAUAUGAUUACACAUCGAAGAAAAACGAAGACUUUUACGGUACACAUAUAAAAAAUGCCCUCAAGAUUUACAAGUUUAAAAUAAUAUGCAACCAUUGAAAGUUGAUUCGAUUGUGUUAAAAUCAUGUGUAUAUGUGAGAUAAAGAGAGAUAGUAUAUGCAUGUAGAUGUGUACGCGUUAAACAAAGUGAGAGAGAGAGAGUGAGAGAGAGAGAGAGAGGGGGGGGGGGGGCGGGGUGCAAGUCAAAAAUUUAUUAGCGAAGACUUCCUAUAUCCAAGUACUUAAGGAGAAACGUAACUGUUGUCAAAUGUGCAAUAUAUCGAUAUAAGUUCUAGUUCGAUAAGAUAUAUUAUACUUUAGUAACGGAUACGUCUAUGCAAGGCAUCUACGACGGCAUCGGUGUCUCGUUGGGCGAUUGUUAUAAACUACAAUAUAUGUCCUUCGAAAAUUGUAUGAAAUGAAAGCUGAAGGAAUAUUGCACAUCUAAUUCUUAUGCUUUCCAUUUUUGCUGCGAAUAAACUUAUCCCCGCGUUGCACCGUGCGUCGUUUCGGGACGUUCGCCUCUUGUACAUAAAUAUAUAAAUAAAAAAUCUAUAUAUACACAUGCGCAAAAAAAAUGACUAAAAUUAAAUCGUGGUUGCGAGACACACUGAGCCGGACAAAAAUUUUUCCGCGAAUUUGAACAAUUGAGAAUUUUUAAAAUUAUUAAGUAAAAAUAAUAAAAAAACAAAAUACUUGGUUUAUUAUUUUACUAUUAAUUUUCU
Molecule: messenger RNA, 5142 nt
Organism: Temnothorax curvispinosus
Lineage: Eukaryota; Metazoa; Arthropoda; Insecta; Hymenoptera; Formicidae
Product: visual system homeobox 2-like
Exons: 7
Coding region: 1847-3178 (443 amino acids)
Biological process (GO): regulation of transcription by RNA polymerase II
Cellular component (GO): nucleus
Molecular function (GO): DNA-binding transcription factor activity, RNA polymerase II-specific; sequence-specific double-stranded DNA binding
Source: RefSeq, a predicted model, not a curated record